Molecule: messenger RNA, 6849 nt
Organism: Paramecium tetraurelia
Lineage: Eukaryota; Ciliophora; Oligohymenophorea; Peniculida; Parameciidae
Exons: 1
Source: RefSeq, a predicted model, not a curated record
AUGAACAAUUUACAUGUGUUCAUAUUGUUAACAAUUUUACUUGUUGUUCAUGGUGAUGAAGGGACAUGCUAGUGUGUCAACUUAAAAUCAGAGCAAGACUGCUCUAAAUUUCCCCUCCAAUACUGUGAAUGGAAGAAUAAUACCUGUGUGAUUUCAACUUAAACCACAUAGAAUCCCGUUAUAGAGGGUAAGCCUUUUUGCUCUCAAUACGCUUCAAUACAAGAUUGUUAAAAAGCCUUCAUUUGUACAAACUGUUAGAACAAGUAGCAAAUGUGCGAUGGGUGUUUAAAAUAAUAUCCUUGUGUAUGGGAGGGCUCGUAGUGCUAGUUCUUUACUGGGUGCUCUGCGUAUGUGUCCAAAUCACAUGCAGAAUGCAAUGCAAUAUCAUCAAUGUGCACAUCAGAUCUAACUUAGUGUAUUUAGAUUGGGGAAUGCACUGAAUAUAAUACUGUUGAUGCUUGCAAGCAAAAAAACAUUCGCGCCCAAUAAUGUACAUGGGAUCCUUAAUUGGGAUGUAAGGAACUCGCCAGCUGCUCAGAAAUUUCUAAGCUAUAAUCUACAAGUCAUGAUGCUUGUAAUAGUUAGUUGGCUAAGUGCACUGUGAAUAAUAACUCUCAGUGUGUAGAUUUGUCAGCAGAAUGUGGAGAUUAUACCUUUGAAGAUUAAUGUAAACUGACGUCAUCCUAAGUUAAAUGCGCAUGGUCAAAUAACAUAUGCAGAGAAGUUUCUUGUGAAGAUGCUCCACUAAGUUAUGAUUACAAUGGAUGUAGAUAAUUCAUGUAGAGCUGCACAGCAAAAAGUGGUGGAGGAUGCCAAAAAAUCAUAUAUUGCACAGAUUUAAAAAACCAAAGUGACUGUCAAAACAAGGAAGAUACAAAUGGAAAGUCUUGUUUCUGGGUAAGCACCUUUAGUCAAUGUGUAAUUCAUGAGUGCAGUUAGGCUCCAUUAGAUUAUCAGACAGAUAAGUAAUGUUAAUCCUUCAAAAGUGAGUGUGUAACUAAUGAAGGAAUUGGAUGUAAAUUGAAUACUGGAUGCAGUGCCAUUGCAACACAAUAAGAAUGUAACACAACUAAGAGUGCAGAAGGCAAGGAUUGUAUGUGGGAAGAUUCUUGUGUUGAAAAGGUCUGUGAAAAUGCAUCAACUAAGUUGACUACACAUGAAUAGUGUGAGAAAUUCCUGUUCUAAUGCACCACUGACUAUGGAUACGGAUGUCAAACUAAAACUUGUAAAAACGCUCCAGACACAUUGAAAACAAAUGAAGAUUGUGAGAGAUAUCUUCCUGAUAAUCAUUGUAUUACUAGAAGUGGAGGUGGUUGCAUUCAAAAUGAUUCUUGCUCUAAAGUCAGUAUAGCAAUUGCUUGCGUGAAGGAUAUUAAUGGAUCAGAUUGCUAAUGGUAUGAGCAAACUGAUAAAUGCAUUACUAAGUAAUGUAAUAAAGCACCAACGACAAUCAAUACUUAAGAAUUAUGUUAGAGUUUUUGGUCAAAAUGCAAAGUGAAUUAAUCAGGCACUGGAUGUGAAGACAGAAUUUGUGAGAAUUUCUACCAAUAAGAUACAUGCAAAGGACAACUGGAUUUUUAUGGUAGAACUUGCUCAUGGAGAAAUAAAUGCAUACCAAAAACUUGCCAGAGUGCAUCAUAAGAGAUCAAAACACAUGAAGAUUGCAAUGCUUAUUUAAGUAGUUGUACGUUGUCGAAAACUGGUAAAGGUUGUAUGUCACUUCCCUUGAAAUGUGAAAUGAUAGAGUUGGAGGAAGGGUGUAGAUUAAGGCAAUCUAUAGGUCUAAAUUCUACUGGCAAAAAUACAAAAGAGUGUGCUUGGAAAAAUAAUAAAUGUUAAGAUAAGUCUUGCUAUACUGCACCUAUAACCAGGGACUCAAAUAUAGCCUGCCAGGAUUACAUGAAAGGCUGUUAUGUAAACAAUGAAAAAAGAGGAUGUUGGGUUUUGCCAGAGUGCAGCCAAAGAGCUCUUUAGGAAACUUGCGAAAUUCAAAAUAGUUUUGAUUGUGUUUGGGAUGAAGGCAACUCCAAGUGCUUAGUAAGGAAUUGUGUUUCCACUCUGUUUAGUAUUGAUAGAGCCAAUUAUAAGACAGCAUAAAGUUGCAACCAAUACAGGUUGAAUUCAUCGAAUUGUCCUAAGCCAGAUGGCAUAGGUUGCUGUACCUUGAAUGAUCUAGGGUUGGGAUGUAUGAAGAAACCUGAUACUUGUUCCCAACUGAAAACAAAGGAUAAUUGUAGAGAGAAGAGUCUCUAUUCAGAUGGGGAUUGUUUAUGGACGGGAGAUGCAUGCGUAUUAAAGUCAUGCAGCGCAUUAAAUUUAAAGAUAUACUCUUUAAAUUACAAUCAUUAAAAUUGCUAUCAGACAUCAUAUAACUCUUGUACAGUUAAUGAAGAUGGAACUGCUUGCAUUUCAUUUAAAUCAAGCUGUUCAUAAUAUGUGCCAGCUGAACAGUGUAAUAUUGACUCUAAUGGCAAUGAAUGUGUUAUAAGGUAAAAUUAAACAACUGGAAUAUAUAGUUGUGAUCUGAAGAAGUGUGGGGAUGUGGCUUCUAUUUAGUAUAAUUCAUUUGCUGCUUGUCAGGAAUACAGUGAAACAUGCACGGUAAUUGCAAGGGUAAGUGGAAAAGGUUGCAUAGAUAAACAGCAGAAUUGUUACAACUAUCUUUUCCCUGAAUAAUGUUUUAAGAAUCUGGAUGGGUCAAUGUGUGUAUGGAACGGUAAAAGGUGUUGGGAUUAGGAUAAAGUUGAUUGUUCAAGAAUAGUGUUGAUAAAUUAUUCAACUUAAACUUGUGAAGAUGUCGCUUUCUAUUGCAAGGCUAAUGAUGGUAAAACAGGAUGUAUUUUGAAAACAUGUUACGAUUAUAUCACUUAAACUGGAAAAACUGGAGGACCACCGAUAUCUUCAUUAACCCAUUGCUAAAAAUUAAAAGCUAAUAAACUUAGUUGCUCAGUUAACAAUGCGUUGACUGGUUGUGUUCCCGAAAAAGAUCGUUGUCCUUAAUAUUCAGUACAGGAUUGCUAUAAUGCUAGCACAGACCGUUCUUGUGCCACAAAUGGGUUAUCGUGCUAUAAGUAAUUUACACCCUGUAGCAAUUGGUCAAAUGAAAAUGAUGCAGAUUGUAAGAAAAAUAGAGAGUUUUGCAAAUAUCCCCUAGGUGGAGUUGGUAAAGUGCCGUGUGUCAAUAAAUCUUGUGAUGAAAAGACGGGUGUAAACCUUACAGAGCAAAUUUGUCAUUAAUUUGAUGAAACAUGUACUGUGAGCAAGGAUAAGACAAAAUGUAUCUUAAUUUAAACUAGUUGUGGUACUUACAAGGAGGAGAACUUAUGUGUAAAGUCAGAAUAGAGUAAUUGCAUUUGGUAAGUUGGCACUACAAGUGAGUGUGUUGGUAUUACAACCUUAAUAGAAGCAGACAAGAAUUGCUCAUACAAAAAAGGAACAGGAUUAACCUAUGAAGAUUGCUAAGGCUUUAGCACUUUUUGUAGUGUUAAUCGAGCAGGAACUGAAUGUGUGGCUAGAAAGUAAUGUGGAGGAUAUGAGACUAGAGUUUCUGAUUGCUAUAGAAGUGAGAAUGAAUUAUGUAUCCAGUCUGCUUAAAAUGAUGCAGAUGCUAAAUGUUAAUCCUCUAAAGGAGUGACCUGUGAAUAGAUUUUUCUUGGAAAAGAUACAGUUUAUACUUUUGACAAGUGCAGUAAAAUCAAUGAGGCAUGUACAAAUUAAGGAACUUCAGGUUGUACUCUCAAAACUUGUUAGAAUGCAGUUGGACCAUUUACACAUGAAACAUGUGUAAAAUGGAAGAAUGCAUGCACUGUGAAUGCUUCAAACAAUGGAUGUGUAGAAAUGAAGAGCAAUUGUUUAAAUUAUCCUUCCAACUAAUGUUUAAGAUCACUUAUCGAAGGGCCAUGUAUGUUGGAUGUGAAAUAAAAUAUCUGCAUAAAGAAAACUUGCUACUCUUCUGAUGAUACUUUAACAAGCGAUGCCUAAUGUGAAUCAUAUAUGUCAACAUGCACUGUAGCUUAAGCGGGAGGCUGUAUAUCUAGAAACUCUUGUGAUUCUUACGUAUCAGAGUUACAAUGCGUUGUUGAUAAUUAAAAUCGACUCUGCUUCUGGAAUCCAACUUUGAAAAAAUGUGCUCUUUUUGAAUGCAAAACGAUAGAAAAAACUGAAAAAUAUGAUUCUCACGACGAAUGUUAUGAGUUAAACAAUAUUUAGGAUCCCAAAAAAUAAAAUAAAUUUGAAAGAUGCACUGUCAAUUUUGUUGUAGAUCCUAAUGAUUAAUCAAUAUCAUAUCCAAGUGGAUGCAUGAAUUUAUAAGCAUGCAAGGAUUACCAUCACAAAGAGCAGUGUGUUAUUGAUUCAUCUGGUUUAUAUUGCCAUUGGAACACCGAUAACCCUGAAAAUGAAUUCUGUGAAACCCUUUCAUGCGAAUCAGCUGAUCCAAAUAAAUAUUAAACACAUAAGGCUUGUUCAGAACUUCCGUUAAAUAAAUACACCUAAGUUUAAGACAAAUGUACUGUGGGUGUCACUGAAAUAGCACCAGGAGUCCUUUCGGCUUAUGGAUGCAAAAAUAGAGCUGAUUGUGAAGAGUAUAAAAUCGAAGAUUAAUGCAGAUACAGUUCAACAGGUUAGGAAUGUAAAUGGGAUAGUAUUAAUUCAGCUUGUUAUACGAGAUUGUGCAGUAAAGCACCAUAAACAUUUACCACUCAUGAACGUUGCAGUGAUUUUGCACCUAAUUGCACCCUCAGUUCAACCUUGGCUGGUUGUAUGGAUUUGACUCCAAAAUGUGAAGAUUACCAAGUAAAAUCUUAAUGUACUAAGAGUGUAUAUGGUAAUGUAUGCUAUUGGAAUGGUGCCUAAUGUGUAACAAGGGAAUGCAGUAAUACACCAGAAGAUUUGGAUGGAGAGUGCUCCAAAUAUUUGGAUACUUGUGAGAAUAGUGGAAACUAAAGAUGUGUCACAAUUGAUUGUGAGUAGUAUUCCUUUGUGACUGAUAUAGCAUGUAAAUAAGCAGGCUUGGGAGGAUAAUGUACCACAGAUGGAACUAGAUGUGUUUUAAGGACAACCUGCGAAGAUGCAAGAACACAAGAUGCUUGUAGAGUCAAUAAUUUAGGAUAACAAUGCGUUUGGAAUCCACCUACUGCAACAAGUGAUGCUUACUGUGAAAUAAGCAUUUGUGAAUUAGCAUCUUCAACAGAUUACGUCAGUGAAUUAUAAUGUAAAUCGUACAAUUCUCAAUGCACUCUUAAAAAAUAAGGAGGUUGCAAAUAAAUUUAGGAUUGCAAUUCUUUUGAGUCAGAAACAAGCUGCACUGUUUCUAAAGAUGGUAAAGUAUGCGUUUGGGAGAAAGAUAAAGGCUGCAGGAGUAAUGACUGUACAGAUUUAACAGGCACAGAUCAUUUCAAAUGCAAAAAGCAAAAUAAAUAAUGCACUACUUCCAAAACUGGAAAAUGUGUCAAUAUGGCAGCCACCUGUGCUGAAUAUUUGAUUGAGGGAAGUUGUGUUGAAACUUCUGAUGGUCUACCAUGUCUAUGGGUUAAAGCUUUAUAAAAUGUAAACAAUACUUAAGGAUAAUGCAUUCAAUAUUUGAAAUGUGAAGAUAUCCCUUUGACAAAGGAUUCAGAAUGCAAAAGUGUAUUAUCAAAAUGUACAUCUAAUGGCUCAUCCUGUACACCUAUUAAAAAAUGUGAAAAUCUAAAUUCUACAAAUUGUAAUAAAGGCUCUGAUGGAUAAUGCAUGUUAGCAUUUAAAGAUACCACUUCUACUACUAAAACAUGCAUGAUAUUCAAAUCAUGCAGCGAUGCUUUUUAUAAAACUCAUUCAGAGUGCUAAGGAGUAAGCUCAUAUUGCACUACUAAUGGAACUUAAUGCAUGGAUGUGAAGAAUACUUGUUAAGAAUAUACAGAUAGAUCAUCGUGUUACAUCACAACGGCUACUAAUUCAUCAACUACUACUAAUAUUUGUGUCUGGGAUGGAUCUUGUAGGAAUCAAGCCUGUUCAGAUAUUAGUGGAUCCAAUCAUUAAUACUGUAAUUCUAAAAUGAGUUCUUGUACUUCUGAUGGUACAAAAUGUAUGACCAUUUAAACCUGCGAGUCAUACAAUACCAGUCCUUAAUGCAACAAUGGUUAUGCGAAAAUUUAAGGAAUAAAUAAUCCUUGUUAUUGGACAGAUGUGACUAAAACUUCUGGAUCUUAUUGCAGAGUUAAAUCUUGUAUUGACAUACUUCCAGCGUCCACGUUCUUUUGUGCUACAAUUUCUACAUGUGUUUAUGAUGCAACCAAAUAAAGUUGUAUCACUAAGUAAAACUCUUGUAGUUCAUAUCAAGAUUAGACUGCCUGUAAUUCAGGAACAUUAAGUUCUAAAACUUGUUAUUGGGCUAAUAAUCAGUGUUCAGAUGUUACCGGAUGCUAAGUUAUAACUGAGUAGGCAAAGUGUUUAUCACUUAGAGGAUGUAGCUAUAUCACUUAAAAUGGUACUUCUAAGUGUGUUCCCUAAGAUUGCUAAAGUGUCUAUUAGCAGACAAAUUCUUGCAAAUUUAUCUAAAUAUUUAAUUCAGAAGCAACUAAAACUUGCAUGAUAUAGAAUGGAUUAUGUACAUCAGUCGAUCCAUCCAUUUUAAUGUAGGAUACUUGUCUAAUUAAUUCAAAUUACGCAUAUACAUGGGAUACUGCUAAGGCCAGAUGUGUUAGUUGUUAUGAGAAACCUGCCCCCCCCAACGACACCGAUAAUGAUACUAAUAAUACAGAUGUCUCAGCUUAGAAGAUCAGCAUAGUUCUAAUGUUUAUGGCUAUGGUUGUAGGAUGAUGAUGAAGGAUUAUCAUAAAAAUAUAUAAAGAAUAUAAAUAUCAUUUCUUA